Messenger RNA from Suillus discolor, 3102 nucleotides. RefSeq lists its product as uncharacterized. The record is from RefSeq and is a predicted model, not a curated record. Lineage: Eukaryota; Fungi; Basidiomycota; Agaricomycetes; Boletales; Suillaceae. Bases 1 to 3102 code for a protein of 1033 amino acids. The transcript has 13 exons.
AUGGCAGGUGGACGUCCAUCCAAAAAGCCGAAACUUUUGAGGCAUACAAUCAGCACCGACUCUGCAGCUGCGCACGUUCACAGGCACCAAAUAUUUGCUCUUCAACAAGAUGGGGAAUUUGCCUUGCGUACAUCCUAUCUCCCAGCAAACCCACUCAGUAUUUCUGACUCGGUGGCUGAGUCUCCAGAAUCUCCCAACAAUAACUUAGCCGACCCAUGGAAUGAAGUGGAAUUUGACCCUGUACAGAACGAGCCUACUACUACUGUCACAGAAGAAGUCAUCAAAGCGAAACGAACCAGACGGGUACGUAGAAAUGUUGUUUCCAUCUAUAUAAAUGAACGGCAAUCAUACCUUGACGAACUUAUCUGUUUGGAGGGCAGAGGUGGGGAAAGUCAGUGCCGGUGUGGUGUGUUAUCUGCACAAUUCAGAUGCGAAGAUUGUUUCUCGGUCGAGCUGGUCUGCCGUGAUUGCAUUGUUCAGUCACACUACCACGCACCCCUACAUAGAAUCAAACAAUGGAAGGACGACUUUUUCCACACGGUCUCACUCAUGUCACUGGGUCUCCAUGUCCAGUUGGGUCACAGGCCAGGGGAAGAGUGUAAUAGCCACAGAGCAGCCUACGACAAUGAUUUCGUGGUCAUCGAUGUACAUGGGAUACAUGAAAUAAAGCUUGACUACUGUGGGUGCGCACAUGCACCAUCCCGCUACAAACAGCUCCUUCGUGCACGAUGGUUCCCGGCUACAACAAUCGAUCCCAGAACAGCAGCAACUUUUGCUGUUCUUCAACUUUUCCACCUUCUUUCAUUCGAGUCCAAAGUCUCUGCCUACGAAUUCUAUCAUUCUCUUACGCAGAGAACCGACAACAUUGGUACUAAGCCAAUUUGUGAUCGUUAUUCUGUGUUCCUCCGCAUAGUAUCAGAGUGGCGACACUUGAAGGCACUGAAACGAUCAGGGUGGGGGCACAAUCCUGCAGGUAUCGAGGCAACACAAGAGGGGGAGCUGGCUGUAUUGUGUCCAGCUUGCCCACAGCCUGGCAAGAAUCUUCCGGAAGGUUGGGAGAAUGCGCCACAAUCUGAACAAUGGCUGUACGGCCUUUUUUUGGUGAUUGAUGCAAACUUCCGCCUGAAGCGCCAUCUGGUGUCAACCGACAGCAAAGAUCCAGGUUUAAGCCACGGGUGGGGUUACUUUGUGGAAGAAGGUAAGUAUAAGGGGCACAUCAAUAUGAAUAGCGAAGUCUUACAAGAGAAAAGUACAUGUGUUAGUCACAAUGCUGUGAACAUGGCGGAUACAAAGAGUUCGAAGGGGCUCGCCGCUACAGGAGUCAGUACAGUAGACUGUGCUCGCCAUGAUAUGAAGCUUCCAAACGGUUUCUCAUAUUCCUUCCCUAGGUAUCUUAACAUGGAUUACCUCGUAUUCUCGGCCCUCGUUGCAUUUUCGCAGCUUAUCAUCUUCAACUUCUCCUAUGACAUUGCCUGUCAGUGGCAUAAGAAACUCUGGAGUCGCAUGCCUAGCCUUCCUCUUGCGCUUCACCUUGAUCAUCCAAGUAAGUUCCACUUGGACGCCCACAUCAAAGUAUGUCAAACUAAAUUUUCAUUCAAUUGGACUCCUUGGGUCGGUCGAAUGGAUGGAGAAGCACCAGAGCGUGGAUGGGCGAAUAUUAAUCGUGUGGCUGCAAGUACGAAGGAAAUGGGUCCAGGAGCUCGUCGGGACACCCUCGAUGACCAUUUUGGUGACUGGAAUUGGAAGAAGAUAUCAGGUUUCGCUGUCGAGGCAGAGAAAGACCAUCGUGCUGCGCUUCAAGAACUCGAGGGGUCCAUUGAGUUUUCAGAGUUGGGUGCUGCGUCCAUCGCUGAGUGGAAAAAUGAGGUCAAGGCAUGGGAGACUGACCGCACAAAGCCAAAUCCUUUUGAUAGUAGAGUUGUUGGUGCGUCUAUUCAAUCUGUAUCAUGGUUUGUUUCACAGUGUCACUUCUCAGAAAUGACACAGCCUGCAGUUCGCCUCGCCCUGGUGCAACAGGAUGCCAGGGAGCUUGAGGAUGGCGCCGUCAUAUCACUCCAUGCUGAAGUAACACCUAGUGUGCUCAUUAGCACUGCCAUAGAUCUCGAGCACGCACAACGUCGUCUUCGGGUAGAUGCAGAUGCACUUGGGCUGCAUGUGACCGACACCCAGAGAGCAAACAUUGUGACCCGCAGGAACGCACUGCAACACCGGGUUGAAGCAUGGUCUAGUGUUCAAGUUUUAUAUAUGCCCAUUGUUGCCAACUUGCAUGCUACAACCCUCCCCCAUCCAUCCCAUCUACAAAAUACUGGCCAUGAUGACAGCGGCUUACCAAGUUCAAAGCCUGACUCCGGGAAAGCCGAGGAUUUCCCACUUCUUUUCCCUUCCGAUGUCUGUGAUCUCACUGUUUGCAAUCCGAAGCUCCUCGAACUCGAGUGGUCACUGCGGUAUGCUCAAGCCAAUGAUGCACUCGCUGAGUGCCGUUCACAUAUUCGCCUUCGAACCCAGCUACUACGUUUCAAAGCUCAAAACAUCCGUGGGCAAGAGGAUCACUUGGCAAUGUCUCACGCGAAGUACUGCUGUGCUCACAAAGCACUCCUCGCACUUUCAACACACAUUGAUCACAUUGGUUGGCAGCGGAGGUUUCAACCGCUCAAAAAGUCAGACCUUCGACCUAUGGGAGACUUUGGAGGACAAACCCAGGGUACCACUAUUAUGUCUUGGAUUUGGCUGAUGCAUGGAGUUUCCGCUGAUGAUAGUGCUGGUCUUCAGGACUCUCUCCACGUUGAAUGGUGCAAGGCCAGGGCGCGCCACAACCGGUGGCACGAAGAAAUUCAGCUACUCAUGGAGGAAAUGCGGCGUGUAUUGGCUUUCCUGAAGUGGUAUAUACAAUGGUGGGAGGAAUGCGCAACCCUUCGAACAUUUGUAAGGGCCGAGGAGACAGAGGGGUUUGUGGCAUAUGCCAAGCGUCAGGGUGCUGUUUGCCGUGCGUUGUUGACGAGUUUCGAGGACAGGUGGGCUGGUGUUGCGGGGCUCGUGGAAUCUUAUGGCUCUUAUGAUAAGCAUUCCGCUUGCCUAUGGACGGCUCAGUCUUUUAUCUUAUGA